Molecule: messenger RNA, 387 nt
Organism: Trypanosoma theileri
Lineage: Eukaryota; Euglenozoa; Kinetoplastea; Trypanosomatida; Trypanosomatidae
Product: Ubiquitin-60S ribosomal protein L40
Exons: 1
Coding region: 1-387 (128 amino acids)
Biological process (GO): protein ubiquitination; modification-dependent protein catabolic process; translation
Cellular component (GO): cytoplasm; nucleus; ribosome
Molecular function (GO): structural constituent of ribosome; ubiquitin protein ligase binding; protein tag activity
Source: RefSeq, a predicted model, not a curated record
AUGCAGAUCUUCGUAAAGACAUUGACAGGCAAGACCAUUGCCCUCGAGGUGGAGGCCAGCGACACUGUUGAGAAUGUGAAGGCAAAGAUUCAGGACAAGGAGGGUAUUCCCCCGGAUCAACAGCGUCUUAUCUUUGCUGGUAAGCAGCUGGAGGAGGGCCGCACCCUGGCGGACUACAACAUUCAGAAGGAGUCCACGCUGCACCUGGUGCUCCGCCUCCGUGGAGGUGUGAUGGAGCCAACGCUGGAGGCCCUCGCAAAGAAGUACAACUGGGAGAAGAAGGUGUGCCGCCGCUGCUACGCCCGUCUGCCCGUGCGUGCAACGAACUGCCGCAAGAAGGGAUGCGGUCACUGCUCUAACCUCCGCAUGAAGAAGAAGCUGCGUUAA